AGAUGCGCCCUCUGUCCGUCUGUAGUUCCUGGACCUAAUCUCGUCGUCAGGGAGAUGGAACCAGAAGAGUAUCGAGACUCCCAUCAUGCUGAAAGAGGGGUUCAUGAUCAAGCGAGCCCAGGGGAGGAACCGUUUUGGGAUGAAGAACUUCAAGAAGAGGUGGUUUCGCCUCACUAACCAUGAGUUUACCUACCACAAAACCAAAGGUGAGGGCGCUCUCUGCAGAAUCCCUAUAGAGAACAUCCUGGCUGUAGAGAGACUGGAGGAAGAGUCAUUCAAGAUGAAGAACAUGUUCCAGGUAAUCCAGCCAGAGAGGGCUCUCUACAUCCAGGCCAAUAACUGUGUGGAGGCCAGGGACUGGAUAGACAUCCUGACCAAGGUCAGCCAGUGCAACAGGAAGAGACUGAGCACAUACCACCCCUCAGCUUACCUCAACGGUCACUGGCUCUGCUGCAAGAUGUCUGCCGACACAGAACCAGGCUGUACACCCUGUACUGGGUGAGUAACUGGGUUGCUCUCUGUCUGUCUGUCUCUCUCUGUCUCUCUCUCUAUUUCUGUCUGUCUCUC
Messenger RNA from Oncorhynchus nerka (sockeye salmon), 567 nucleotides. Its product is annotated as ras GTPase-activating protein 3-like. The record is from RefSeq and is a predicted model, not a curated record. Lineage: Eukaryota; Metazoa; Chordata; Actinopteri; Salmoniformes; Salmonidae. Gene Ontology annotation, biological process: intracellular signal transduction. The transcript is spliced from 4 exons. Bases 86 to 502 code for a protein of 138 amino acids.